CGACCUUGCGCCAAGUCACGCUUCGCAUCCCCUUGGCGCUGUUCCCCCCCCCGAGAGACACCCUUCACUUCCGACUUCCUUUUCACCUGGUCUCUAUGCUGUCUUCAUCGUGAUCCGUGUCUUUCAAAGAGAAAUAAAAAAAUUCGUCAUAAAAAUUACGUUUGUGUCUCGUAAAAGGAAGAAAGUGAUAAAAGUGGAAAGCGAUCUACGUAUUAUCUACUUUUGGAGUAAAUCUAGCAAUUUGUCGUGGAUGGAUAAUUAUGACGACGACGAAAUAUCAUUGGAUGCUGUUAAUAUCGUUGUGGCUGAUAUUAGGAUGCAUUCUAGAAUCCCAACAACUUGUCAUCAAGAGCAUCAAUGUUCCCUCCGCUAUAAAGGUCGGCGACGUCAAUCACGUGAUCCUCGACUGCGACUACGCUCUGGAGAACACCUCGAGCCAAGGGUUAGUGGUCAAGUGGUUCUUCAACGUCGACCAAGUGGUCUACCAAUGGAUUCACGGCAGGAAUCCCUUAGCUGAUGAGCCAGCCGCGAAAUACAUCGAUCUGACAUAUAAGGCAAGCGAUGAUCCUUUCACCGAGUAUCGAGCCAUGAAGCUGGAUAAGCCGGGAAUCGAUCUAACGGGCGAUUACACGUGCGUGAUAUCGACAUUUGAGGACGAGAAGGCGGCAAACGCUUCCAUGGUAAUUUACUCAACGGAGGAAAAGUUUGAUUUUGGGCACCAAAGAAAGAGUAUAGAUGACAAAGACGGGUUGGAAGCAACAUGCAAAGCCGAAGGAGUUUAUCCUCAGCCAAUUCUCGAUAUUUCAGUCAAGGAUAUUCCAGACAAACAAACUUUAAAACCCACGGUGACACUUCGUGAAGAUGGAUUGUAUAAUAUCUUAUCACGAGUAGAUUUGCUAGACGAGGAACUACCAGAAGCUGCAGAACUUAGAUGUACUCUCGACAUCCCGAGAGCAAACUACAGUGUGUCCCGAAAAACCAUAUAUUAUUCCAGAACGGCUACUACUACUUCAUCUAUUACAACGAUACCGGAGCAUAAAAUGGAUAUCCAGGACAGCUCAAAGUCCAGUAAUGGUGGUGGCUUCGUCGACUGUGCAUCAAUCAAUGUUGUCCUCUUACCAAUACUUCUGGCUAUUCUUAUUCUGUUACAUUAAUAAUGCAGUCGACAGGUAAGUUUGAAUCGACAUUGGACUCGAUUGGUAUGUACAUACCUCGAUGACUUUCGGAAAUCAACGAUUCCAAAUUAUGCUUUAUCUCCGCGCGCGUGAUUUUAUAAUAUAUAAUAAUCUAGUCAUAAUUUUGAAAAAUAUGAAUUAUAUCUGUUACAAAAUGUCUUCUUUCCAUAGUUUUUCAAAAUUUUUUACACACACCAAAUAUGUAAAAUAUAGACGUAACUUAUGUACUUAUUUACAAAUGUAUAAACUUAAAAUAUGAAUGUUUUUAGCUUUCUAAAAUUUUUCAAAAAGUGUGAUUGUAAAGCUAACGUAAAAAAUAGAACAGGGAUUGAAUUUAAAAAAAAA
Messenger RNA from Formica exsecta, 1520 nucleotides. RefSeq lists its product as uncharacterized. Bases 261 to 1154 code for a protein of 297 amino acids. The record is from RefSeq and is a predicted model, not a curated record. The transcript is spliced from 6 exons. NCBI's taxonomy places the organism in Eukaryota, Metazoa, Arthropoda, Insecta, Hymenoptera, Formicidae.